This is a messenger RNA of Microplitis mediator, 467 nucleotides long. RefSeq lists its product as uncharacterized. The transcript has 2 exons. The record is from RefSeq and is a predicted model, not a curated record. Bases 27 to 467 code for a protein of 146 amino acids. Lineage: Eukaryota; Metazoa; Arthropoda; Insecta; Hymenoptera; Braconidae.
CGUGUACAUCAAACCCGUACUUCAAAAUGCAACAAUUGGUGUUGAUUGGGCUAUUAGUUGGCUUAGUAGUAGGAGACUCUUAUAAGCCAAGUGGUUGGCGGCCGUCUGGUCCAUCCUUUUCAUUGCAUCAAAACAAUCGAUUACACUCGAACGAGUAUAAUAGUAUACCGGCAGCUCCGUACGGUCCACCGCCGGCAGACUCUUAUCCAGGUCCUUCAAAUACUAUCGCUCCAUCGGAGAAUAGCGCCGGAGAUACUUCAACAACAGAGACAGCCCCGAGGAUGACGUCGACAGCUACGACAAUAACCACCCCACGGACAAGGGAACCGACGACUCCAUUUAGCGUUGAAGAUGAUGAUUCCCAACUUAAUCCUGCUCUCGCUGUUGCCAAUUCUUUUGCAUUCAAUCGACCUGUUUAUAUCUACAACGGAUAUCCGCUCUAUCCUGGUCUCACGUUUGUUAAAUAA